GGAGGGUUUACGAUGAUAAACCUACACAAUAACGAGGGAUAUACUCUAAAAAUAUUUGUAUAUACUAGUACUCCAUACCUUGAAAUCCACAAAUUCCAAACAACUAUAAGAAAAACUUCCAUCACACUCUACAAAACUCUCAACGAUAACUUAUAAUCACAUACCAACCUCCAAUACUCUACUCACCAUGUCCAGAAUUCCUACACGAGCGAUGAUUAUCUCCGACGCUCACGAACAUUCUCUCAAUAGAGCGAACAUGCCCGAGGUUGACGUUCUCCUCCAUACUGGCGAUUCAACUAAUUUUGGCGAAUUGGAGGCCUUGAAAGACUCUUUCAAGAUGAUGAGCACUAUUGAAGCCGAGUUAAAAUUAGUUAUUGCUGGAAAUCAUGACAUAACUCUUGAUAAGCAAAAUAGGGCAGAAAACAUGUCUGACGAUGAAUAUUCGGAGUAUCACCAGUCUGCCCUCGACAUCAUGACGGGUCAAUCAGCGAAAGACGCCAGGGUUACUUAUCUUACGGAAGGUACCCGUACGUUCUCACUUAAGAAUAGUGCUAAAUUCACAGUAUAUGCCUCACCCUACACUUGUGGGUCCAUGGGCUUUCAAUAUAAGAUAAACGAAGAUCGCUUCAACAACGCAACUCAAGUCGCCCCAGGCCAAAUUUCAAUUGCCACCAAUCCUAUCCCCGAAGGUGUCGAUAUCGUCAUGACUCAUGGUCCUCCACAUACGAUACUCGACCAAGUUGAUGGCUCUCACAAAGGCCGUCGUAACCUCCUUCGUGCAGUCGGCCGCGUUCGGCCACUGAUGCACUGCUUUGGACACAUUCAUGAAGGAAGCGGUGCAAAUCUUGUAACAUGGAAACCUGAUGGUAGCGUAAAGGACCCAUCAUCAGCUACACCGAUGGAGACAGAACAAAUCAACGAGUAUCCGUAUACAAAUGUGUGGCCAAUCCAAUCUGGAAAGCAAACUCUCAUGGUAAAUACGGCAAUCAUGAUGAACACUGCGAAGGGAAUGCGUCCAAAUUACAAGCCCUUCGUAGUAUCACUCGAUCUGCCUUGCCACCAUUGAUUUUAUAUCUAGUCUUGUCUUUGUCUCUGUAUUCCGAUGAUUUGUGCUAGGUUUGGAAAACUGUAGUCCCGGCGCUUGUGGAAAUGUGUUAUGGAACUUCGAAAUUGUUGAUUGCGCAGUUAGCAAAUCUUACCUACCUUGACGUAUUUAAUUGUAUGUUUAACUCCAGUCGUAAUGGUAUUUUUAUAACAUUUUCGUCUCCGAAACCCCAGAAUUGAAUCAAGUGGUUUACACCCAUGGCCAGUGGUGAACGAAAGUAGUUUCAAUAUACGGUGCCAUGAUCCUCCA
Messenger RNA from Botrytis cinerea B05.10, 1354 nucleotides. RefSeq lists its product as hypothetical. The record is from RefSeq and is a predicted model, not a curated record. The transcript has a single exon. Gene Ontology annotation, molecular function: hydrolase activity. NCBI's taxonomy places the organism in Eukaryota, Fungi, Ascomycota, Leotiomycetes, Helotiales, Sclerotiniaceae. Bases 188 to 1066 code for a protein of 292 amino acids.